Aspergillus pseudotamarii is the source of this 1254-nucleotide messenger RNA. RefSeq names its product SUN family protein UTH1 (gene sun1). The record is from RefSeq and is a predicted model, not a curated record. Gene Ontology annotation, cellular component: fungal-type cell wall; cell surface. Gene Ontology annotation, biological process: fungal-type cell wall organization. The transcript has 3 exons. The coding region runs from base 1 to 1254 and encodes 417 amino acids. Lineage: Eukaryota; Fungi; Ascomycota; Eurotiomycetes; Eurotiales; Aspergillaceae.
AUGAAGUUCAACUCGGUUAUUUUCACCUUGGCGACGGCUGGCUCCCUCGUGGCCGGUCAGCACCACAACGCCCACCGUCAUCACCACAAGCGUACCGUGGACACUCAGGUCAUCGAGGCCAACGGCGCCACUGUUAUCCAGUUCGAAUAUCAAGGCCAAGUGGUCACCAGCGAGUGGGUGUGCAAGCAGAUCCAGGCCGGAAAGGUGAAGUAUGCAGAGGGCCAACCCAAAUAUGAUGCCUGCGAGCCUACCACCUCUUCCUCUACCACCUCUUCCUCUACCGCCGCUGCUGCUCCCACAGAAGCACCAGCUGAGUUUGUGGAGACUUCCUCCUCCGCCACUCCAGCUUCGUCCUCCAGCUCCUCAGCAACCUCUUCGUCCGCUGCUUCGUCGAGCACCCCCACUAAGUCGAGCAGCCCUGGUGCUACGGGCUUGGAUUCCGACUUCCCUGAUGGAGAGAUUGACUGCGGUACUUUCCCAUCUGCCUAUGGUGCCGUCGCUCUCAACUACCUGAACCUCGGUGGCUGGUCCGGUAUUCAGUAUGUAACCGUCUCUGGCAGUUUUGUGACCGAUAUUGUCACUGCUGUGAGUGGUGACAAGUGCAAGGAUGGAGCCAUGUGCUCGUACGCUUGCCCCGCUGGUUAUCAGAAGUCUCAAUGGCCCAGCACUCAGGGCUCUACCGGCCAGUCCGUUGGUGGCCUCCAGUGUAAGAAUGGCAAGCUCUACCUUACUAACCCCACACUCUCCAAGAAGCUUUGCAUUGAGGGCACUGGUGGUGUUCAUGCUCAGAACAAGCUCGGCGUGGAGAUUGCCAUUUGCCGUACCGACUACCCUGGUACCGAAGCUGAGACCAUCCCCCUGGCCCUUGGCGACAAUGAGCUUCAGCCCUUGACUUGCCCUAACGGCAACAAAUACUUCAAAUGGCAGGGCAAGGUUACCUCUGCUCAGUACUAUGUCAACCCCAAGGGCACCAGCACCGAGGAGGGCUGCCAGUGGGGUGACGGCUCCAAGCCUAUCGGUAACUGGGCUCCUAUCAACCUUGGUGUCGGUGAGAACAAUGGCAAGUGGCUUUCUAUUUUCCAGAACAGCCCCACCACUACCGUGAAGCUCAACUUCAACAUUAAGAUCCAGGGAGACAACCUCAGCGGGUCUUGUAAAUAUGAGAACGGCAAAUUCAUCUCUGAGGCCGGCACUAAUGACUCUGGUUGCACUGUCGAAGUGUUGUCUGGCGAGGCCACAUUUGUCUUCUAUUAA